Chironomus riparius is the source of this 1888-nucleotide messenger RNA. Lineage: Eukaryota; Metazoa; Arthropoda; Insecta; Diptera; Chironomidae. The record is from the annotation of a GenBank genome assembly.
ACUUUUCCCAAGAAUUGGCCAAAAAAGUGUAAAAUAAUUUGAUUUUCGUUAUUAUUUUCUAUAUUUAAUAAGUAUUUGGGUACUUUGAGCAAGUGAAAAUGUCUUCAACACGAUCAUAUGCAGAACCUCGUUGGUUCUACUGUCACCAGUGCACGCAUCGAUGGCUGAAAUCCCAUAAUUCAAUAUUCGAAUGUCCACGAUGUCGUCAGGGAUUUAUUGAGGAAGUAACUGAUGAGUUUAAUCCAAAUAUUCCAUUUUUUCCGUCUCCUCCCUCACCUUUACGAUAUAUUUUGUAUGAUGCUGCCUUUAACGAAUCAAAUGAUGAAGAUCUGAGAAGUAGAAAUCGAGCUCGCCGUAAUCGAACUGAUCGGAAUGAGCAAGCUAAUAGUCGUCAGCCAUCGACAUCUCGUAGUCGAUCACCACACAUUUCAAAUAUAGUCAUUGGUGGAAAUCGUGAAGGCAGUCGAACUGAUCAGAAUUUUAGGAUUAUAUUUAAUACAAGGCAAGGUGAAGCAAAUCGGUUCCUUUCAGUAGCUAUAGAUGACAUAAUGAAUUCACUGUUUACAUCAGAACGUCAACCCGCAAUGACAGAUGAGCAAUUGAAUGAGAUUCCAGUAGCAACAAUUACAGCAGAACAAGUUGAAGCUCAAUUACAGUGCGCAAUCUGUUUUGAAGAUUUUCAAGUUAAUGAAAAUGAGGUCCGCAAGUUGCUAUGUAAUCAUUUUUUCCAUGAAAAAUGCAUUUUCCCAUGGCUUCGUAACAAUGCAUCAUGUCCUGUUUGUCGUACUAGCUUAGCUAGUGAAAAUGACUCUGACGAGGAAGUUGCAAAUUUCGUCCAAUUUAUCACAAAUAGUCGCCGUGCCAGAAUGAAUCAAAAUAAUGUAGACAAUGAGCCUGGACCAUCAACAUCGCAAGGUGGUAGAUCUGUUCCUCAAGCAUCAACGUCAGCAAACGUAAAUGUGGUACCGAGAAAUCCAGCAUCACAGUUAUCACGGAUUCCACGCAUUUCUCGACGAGUAAACAAUUCACAAAUUAGUCCAACCGCAACAACUCGCAUUCGCUCACGAAAUUUACAGCUUAAUCAAAAUGAACCAGCUCCACAUUUACGUCAACAAAAUAUGACAAUACGCGGUGAUAUUAGUAGUCGAGUAAAUGCGCCAAUAUCAAGUCGCACACGUAGUCAGCACAAUUCAAAUUUAUUAGAACCACAUAAUCCACAAAAUUCACGAGAAUUACGUGGAGGACAGAGAAAUGGAAUUUCUAGAAUUAGACUUAUACACCCACGUCCUUUACGUUCAGCACUGACUCAUUCAGACAAUAAUCAUGAUCAACCUCAACAGUCACUUUCAAGAAGACGACGAAUACCUUUAUAUUCACCACCACCACCUCCAGUUCGAAGAAUUCAAAGUUCCUUUAUGAAUUUACAGGAACUCCUUAGAAAUCGCAUUGAUGACGAUUCAGAUAGCUCAAGUAGUCGAGAUUCAUUUCCUUCUCCACCAUUUUCAGUUAGUGAUCCUGAAAUUAUUCAAAUAAGUCCACAAUCUGAUGUGUCAAUACCUCGUGUUAAUAGUAAUGAUCGAGAAACGGCGACUGAACCUCUACGAGUUGAUAUUUCUGACGACUCUGACUGAAUUGACAGCGCUUAACUUUACAUUUACUAUUUCAUUAACUAAGUUCUUUUCUAAUAAUGUUGAUAGAUAAAUAAGAAAAUUGUAAGAAUGAGAUAUCAUAUUUUUUAUAUUCCAAGAAGAAAAAAAAAAGAAAGAUACAAAGAGUUACGACAAAAGUCAUAUAGGAUAUAAUUAAUAAAUUUUUUUGAAGAUCGAGAAAUUUGAUUUAAUUGUUUAAAAAAAUAUUUCUUAAGAUUGUUCAUUUGAGAUUUACUUUU